GGAAGUGCCGCCUCACUGCUGCGCUGCCUUCACAGUGGAGUGUGAUGCGGGCUGCUCUCUUUGAGGAGGACUGGGAGUGACGCAGGGCGGACGGAAAAAACCGGGGCUUGAGGGGAAAGGACAGGGCGGUGAUGCAUGAGGGAGUGUAGCGUUGAUUUCACAAGUUCGAGCCCGAUGCACCGCCCGGCUUCCCGCACACAGGCUGCCCGGUGACUGACAGACAGUGAUAAUCAUAUUAAUACUAAGGAGUCAUCAGCUCUUCCUUGGGGAGGAUCAGUGAGGAUACACUCCCAGGUGACGCUGCUCCCGCUUUCUGUUCAUGGCCAAGUAGCCUCGUCAUCCCAUUUUCUCUACCCGAUCACCCAAGUUGCAGGACCCGUGCAGUGGGAGGAUAUCUCGGACCCAUCCCUCCGUCAUUUUAACGAGCCUCCAUCAUCAUGAACUACCUACGCCGUCGACUCUCGGACAGCAAUUUCAUGUCCAAUCUGCCCAAUGGCUACAUGAGCGAUCUCCAGCGGAACGACCCGCCGCAGCAGAGCCCCGCAGUGUCGCCCGGGCCGUCGGAGAGGCGCCAGUCCACCACCGGCACCCCGCAGCCGCAGCCUCAGCAGCCGCAGCAGCCGCAGCCGCAGCAGCAGCAGUCUGCAGGUGCAGGCGCUGGCUUCUUCUCCUCCAUAUCCAACGCUGUCAAGCAGACCACAGCUGCCGCGGCCGCCACCUUAUCCGAGGCGGCGGACCGGGCAGGGGUCUCCAGCAGCGCCAAGAUCCUCCUGGUCAUCGAUGACCAGCAGACCGACUGGGUGAAGAUCUUCCGAGGAAGAAAGAUCCACGGGGAAUUCGACAUCAAGGUGGAACAGGCUGAAUUCUCUGAAAUCAGCCUGGUGGCGGAUUCUACAGGCAGCUACAAUGUGGACAUCGAUGCAAUCAGGAACGGACAUAAGGUUACUAAGUCCAUCAAGCCAGACUUUGUGCUGAUCAGACAGCACGCCUUCAGCAUGGACAAGAACGGAGACCAUCGUAACAUCGUGAUUGGCCUGCAGUACGCUGGACUGCCUAGUGUUAACUCUUUGCACUCUGUCUACAAUUUCUGUGACAAGCCGUGGGUGUUUGCUCAGAUGUCUAGACUGUGUAAGCAACUAGGCCCAGAGGAGUUCCCACUGAUUGAGCAGGUUUACUAUCCAAACCACAAGGAAAUGAUCACCUCCCCUCACUUCCCUGUAGUGGUAAAGAUGGGCCAUGCCCACUCAGGAAUGGGAAAGGUGAAAGUAGACAAUCAAUAUGAUUUUCAAGAUAUUGCCAGUGUGGUGGCACUGACCAAGACUUACGCCACAUCUGAGCCUUUUAUUGAUGCAAAGUAUGACGUCCGCAUCCAGAAGAUUGGAAACCAUUACAAGGCUUACAUGAGAACGUCUAUUUCUGGUAACUGGAAAACCAACACUGGCUCAUCUAUGCUUGAGCAGGUGGCCAUGUCGGACAAGUACAGAAUGUGGGUGGACUCUUGUGCCGACAUCUUCGGAGGGUUGGAUAUCUGUGCUGUGGAGGCUCUACAUGGCAAAGAUGGCAAGGACUACAUUAUAGAGGUUGAUGACUGUUCCAUGCCACUGAUUGGGGACCAGCAGGAUGAAGAUCGCGUACAGAUUGCAGAACUGGUGGUCUCUCAGAUGAACCAGACUGUUCCACGCACUUCCAGCUCUUCCACUGUCCGUGCCACUGCAGGCCAACCAGCACAGAAACCAGUGUCUCCUCAGCCUGUCUCUCAGCCAAGAGUACCACAGACUCAGCAGCGCCCUUCACCUCAGGGUGGUCCUCAGCAAAGUCCCCCAUCUCAGCAACGCCCACAGCCUCAAGGUCAACCACCUGCACAGGCCCAGCAGUCUGUAACCAGCCCUGCUGCAGCUGAACCCGGUGCCCAGGGUAAGGCUCAUCAAGGACCUGUAGCACAGCCGAGGCAACAAGGUCAGGGAGCUCCUCCAGGUCAGAGAGCUUCCUCCGGUCAGGGCUCUCCUCAGCGAAGCCAGGGAGGUUCCCCUCAAACUCAGAGGCAACAGUCUGCCUCCCAGCAGAAACCACCUGCAGGAGGCCCUGGCCAGAAACCUGCAGGUGGCCAACCCCAACAGCAGAGGCCUACCCAGCCUGCUAGGCAGCAGUCACAGGGGGGUGCACAGAGGUCUCAAGGUCGCCCUGGAGGACCGACCACCCAGCAGCCUCGACCUGCUGCUCCAGGCCAGGGGGCCCCAGGUGGACGACCUCCACUGCAGCAAAAGCCUCAACCUCCACAGAAACCCAGCCAGGACAACCCGGCUAUGGGCGGCUCUCCACAACUAAACAAGUCCCAGUCUCUUACCAAUACCUUCAACAUUCCAGAAACCCCAGCGCCACGAGCCAGCCUUAGCCAGGACGAGGUGAAGGCCGAAACCAUACGCAACCUGCGCAAAUCCUUUGCCAGUCUCUUCUCAGACUGAGACGGCAUAAGCCCCCACCCCUCCACCCCUCUUCCUUCUGACAGAAAGAUGGACAGGCAAAUUGAAGGACAGAUUCCUUCCCCCCCCCCCAAACCAACAAGGAGCAACAGGAAGUCGCCUCCGAUUUAUGUAUAUUGACCCUGAUGUGAAAGUGUACACACUCGUCUUAACUGCCGAAAAUUGUUCAUACAUUUUAAAAGGAACACAGAGUAGAAUACAGAGUCAAUUUGAUAUCUCAAACAUUCCUUGCUUUCGCUUCACGCUUACGUAACUCAUUGCAUGUCAGACAAACUGUGAGCGUGCGCACACACACACACACACACACACACACACUCAGACACACAGACAUGUGCACACACGCACGCACACACACAAAAGUCUGUUUAUGCAUGAAAACACGCACAAGAAUGUGCUAGAAAAACAAGACAAUGCUUCUCCCUCUUGCUUGACGCGGCUGUAUAGUCCUAGUGAUCUUUACUUUUGAAUUUAGGUCGAACGACUUAACAACCAAAUCAAUUAAAGGACUUUACAAAAUCUGUUGGGGUGGGGAGGUUAGCUAGAUCUCAUAUCGUAAACUUUAUUUUUUCUAAAGAGCUGAUUAAUAAACUGUUACUAUAGCAACAUAAUAGAAUGAGUGUAAGCUCUGAGCUGAGGGCCAUUUUGAUGUAAAAAUAUAAUCCGUUUAUUUCCAAAACAAAACACACAAAAUAGAAUAUGUUAUAAAAUACAAACAUAGGAAGAAAAAAAAAUUACUAUAAUUAAUAUAUAAUAAAUAAUUUAUUUAUUUAAAUGUAAUUAAAUACUUUUCCUCCAACAAAAAUGUAAAUGCGACCCCCACUUUUCUGACCCCCUUGCCCCUAAUAAUGUUUGUACAGUCCCUUUAGCUGAGCUGUCCUGCAUAGACUGUCCUGUGUUCGCCAAUGCUAGAUCUGUAGAGCUGUCGGCUGCUCAUGGUUAUGUCUUAGCUGCAUGUCAAGAGCAAUGGUUGCGUUUCCCCACUCCUGACACUGGCGCUUGUAACUGUGUCGUCACAAGUAGUUGAAUUGGUUAGUAAAGUAGCCUGUGGUAGUUGUUGUGAGUGUGUUGUUGCUGCCACCCUACAAAGCCUUCCCCUCUUGUUUCCCCCAACUUUCAGCAUGCCUUACAUGGACAAGAAAGUUAGAUCAGAUGGAGCUGUCUCAGGGAUGUCCAAUGGAUUGUGACACUUCUGUGUGGGUGAGGGUCUUCCAUUACAGAUUCAUUGUGGCUGUUAACCCAUAAUGAAGGCGAAAGCAUGCAUCUUAAUGAGGUCGAAGGUUUUUAUUGUUUCAAAUGUAUUUG
This is a messenger RNA of Platichthys flesus (European flounder), 3782 nucleotides long. RefSeq names its product synapsin I (gene syn1). The record is from RefSeq and is a predicted model, not a curated record. The transcript has 14 exons. Gene Ontology annotation, cellular component: synaptic vesicle membrane; synaptic vesicle. Gene Ontology annotation, molecular function: ATP binding. Gene Ontology annotation, biological process: neurotransmitter secretion. NCBI's taxonomy places the organism in Eukaryota, Metazoa, Chordata, Actinopteri, Pleuronectiformes, Pleuronectidae. The coding region runs from base 438 to 2462 and encodes 674 amino acids.